Fusarium falciforme is the source of this 1266-nucleotide messenger RNA. RefSeq names its product CBM21 domain-containing protein. Gene Ontology annotation, molecular function: protein phosphatase 1 binding; glycogen binding. The record is from RefSeq and is a predicted model, not a curated record. Gene Ontology annotation, biological process: regulation of glycogen biosynthetic process. NCBI's taxonomy places the organism in Eukaryota, Fungi, Ascomycota, Sordariomycetes, Hypocreales, Nectriaceae. The coding region runs from base 1 to 1266 and encodes 421 amino acids. The transcript has a single exon. Gene Ontology annotation, cellular component: protein phosphatase type 1 complex.
AUGCCUUACACUCCUCCGAUACGGCACUCCUCCUCUCCCUCGUCCUCUUCUUCCUCAGCCUCCUCUUACUCUUAUUCUACUCCUCCAUCACCUGCUUCCUCCUUUUCCUCUUCAGCCGUCUCUGUCGACGCCAAUCGAACCCCUGAGCGGUCGUUACCCAUUCCGUCAGCCCCACACCAUGCUCUGCACACACUUACAUUCCUCUGUGCCGAAGCAAUGGGUGCAAGGACCCUGCAGGACACGCACACGGAGAAAAGCAAUGUGGCCGCCGGGGCGCCGAUCACGCCCCCGCCAAGACAGGUAGUCAAGCACCAGUACCGGGGUAUCACGACAAUCACCCCCGCUUCCAUCAACCAAGAUCGACAUUUCCUGGGCAGGAAGGACAAGACAUCAACAGAGUUGCGGCAACUCGCCAAUUGGCUUUUGCAUUCCAACUGCUCGCAAGCAGGUGUUGGCUUCGACGUGAAAGACCAGAAAACCUCAAGUGACGAUUGCUGGUCGAGCUUCAGCACGGGGGUCUUGGGCCGCAGGCUCAGGGCGAGCCAAGGUGGCUGCGGAGGAGGACUGUUGCCGGCUCACUUCAUAGGGGAACAUCAGUCCUUCCCUUCCAACAGCCAGGACAAGGUCGAUCAAUGGAGAGGAGCGAGGGAGCGUAGGAAAUUCACGGAUCCAGUCCGCCCCGCCAUUCAUCCUUGUGUCCAUCGGCGGAGUGCAAGCGCCCCCACCUCCCCCAAGGCGGUUCAUUUCGGUCCAGUAUUGGAGGACGUACGCUUCUUCAACCAAGCCGAGCGUCCUAUAGCGGUGAGUGCAGGUUCCUCGCCUAUAAUGGACCGCUCAUCUUGCCACUUCUCGUUGCUCCCACAGGAGCUGGGCCCGUACGAGUGGGAGCUCUCCACACCCAACUUGCCUCGCUCUCGCGUGUCUCAAGAGACCGCACCUGUCAGACUGUAUCGUGUCUACCUUUCCAAUGACAGCAUGAAUCUCUUAGGCACUGUCGUGGUGGCCAAUCUUGCCUACCACAAGUCUGUUGUGUGUCGAUUCACCAUGGACUUCUGGAAUACCAUCUCUGAAGUUACGGCGCAGCAUUGCCGCGAGAUUGAAGGUUAUGACGUAUUCAAGUUUACAGUUGGGCUGGCGGAACUGGUAGAUCUUGAGAUGAAGCCCAUGUUCCUUUGCGUUCGAUAUAAUGUAAACGGUCAGGAGUUCUGGGAUAACAAUUCUAGUCUGAACGUUCAGCUAGACUUUAGAAAAAGGCCCUUGCGUUAG